This is a messenger RNA of Peromyscus maniculatus bairdii (prairie deer mouse), 240 nucleotides long. NCBI's taxonomy places the organism in Eukaryota, Metazoa, Chordata, Mammalia, Rodentia, Cricetidae. The record is from RefSeq and is a predicted model, not a curated record.
CGUGUGACUGAGACAUUGUGGUUUAAUCUGGAUCGACCCUGUGUGGAGGAGACAGAGCUGCAGCAGCAGGAGCAGCAGCAUCAGGCUUGGCUCCAAAGCAUCGCAGAGAAAGACAACAACCUGGUACCUAUUGGCAAGCCAGCCUCAGAGCACUAUGAUGAUGAGGAAGAAGAGGAUGAUGAAGAUGAUGAGGACAGUGAAGAGGAUUCAGAAGAUGAUGAGGACAUGCAGGACAUGGAU